CCCGCUAUUUUUUUCUCCUUGCUAUUUCCUCUUCCGCUUUUACAAAAAUCAAUCAACUGAUUUCGUUUGUAUUUAUCGUCAAUUCCCGUACUUUGCUUAGAAUGGUGGACGUGGGUGGUCAGCGUUCCGAAAGAAGAAAAUGGAUUCAUUGCUUUGAGAAUGUGACAUCAAUCAUAUUUUUGGUUGCGCUAUCGGAGUACGAUCAAAUUUUGUUCGAAUCAGAUAAUGAGAAUCGCAUGGAAGAAUCAAAAGCUUUAUUUAGGACUAUUAUUACGUAUCCGUGGUUCCAAAAUUCAUCAGUUAUUCUUUUCUUAAACAAGAAAGACUUGCUAGAGGAAAAAAUUAUGUAUUCGCAUUUGGUAGAUUACUUUCCCGAAUAUGAUGGACCGAAAUGUGAUCACGCUGCCGCUAAACAAUUUGUCUUAAAAAAAUAUCUGGCUGCGAAUCCUGACCCAGAACGUCAGUGCUAUUCCCAUUUCACAACAGCUACAGAUACUGAAAACAUUAAACUAGUGUUCUGCGCUGUAAAGGAUACCAUAAUGCAAAAUGCUCUAAAGGAAUUCAAUCUGGGUUAAAUGGUCAUCGUUAAUUGACGACUAACCGAAAUUGGACUAAACACGCUUCAUGUGUUGCGCAUCUAAUUAUCUACAUAAUUGCCUCUACCCAUCGCACCGUCUUGUAUUUGCUUCGCUACUUAAUACAUACGUACAUAUUACGAUUUUAACA
Rhagoletis zephyria (snowberry fruit fly) is the source of this 726-nucleotide messenger RNA. Its product is annotated as G protein alpha q subunit-like. Gene Ontology annotation, molecular function: G protein-coupled receptor binding; GTPase activity; G-protein beta/gamma-subunit complex binding. NCBI's taxonomy places the organism in Eukaryota, Metazoa, Arthropoda, Insecta, Diptera, Tephritidae. Gene Ontology annotation, biological process: adenylate cyclase-modulating G protein-coupled receptor signaling pathway. Gene Ontology annotation, cellular component: heterotrimeric G-protein complex; cytoplasm. The record is from RefSeq and is a predicted model, not a curated record.